Molecule: messenger RNA, 585 nt
Organism: Acaulospora colombiana
Lineage: Eukaryota; Fungi; Glomeromycota; Glomeromycetes; Diversisporales; Acaulosporaceae
Source: the annotation of a GenBank genome assembly
AUGCUUCCCAUCUCCAAAGGUAACGGUCCUUCCCCACCGUUGUACCCAGUCUGGCAAAUGACUGCCAAUAGCGAGCUUGCCUAUAAGCAUGAGAGAUGCAUAAGUAAUUCCACGCCAGACAGUUUGCGGGUCCCAAAGGUUUCGCAAAGGGAUAGAAAAGCCGAUGGAGGCGAAGAAGAGAGGGACGAGGAGCCGAUUCUGGAUCUGGCCGAGGAACUUUUCGAAGAUGGCGCGGACAUCCCACCCAACGACGACGCUGAACAAGGUCAAGGUCAUGGCAAAGAAGCUAGUCCGAUUUGGGGUGACAGCAAGUCCAAAAAAAGCAGUGAUUGGUCUUCCUAUUGUCCAACCAAGGUUAUAAUGUUGUUGACGGCCGAGGUGUGGUAUGAUGGAGGCCAUGAUGAGGCCUACAAUGUCGUCCAGAACCGCAGCUGGACGCAGAAAGCCAAGCGGGAUGCGUCUGGCGGAUGUACCGAGUUGAGGCGGCCACUCUGUAAUCCGCGACUAUUUAAUGGAGGCGUACCACUCGAACGCUCCCAACAUAUUCGCCAACUCUGGCGGAGCUCGUGUACGACAAGCGAUUAA